This is a messenger RNA of Drosophila busckii, 1224 nucleotides long. RefSeq names its product transmembrane protein 183 (gene fsd). Gene Ontology annotation, biological process: regulation of protein stability. Gene Ontology annotation, cellular component: SCF ubiquitin ligase complex. The record is from RefSeq and is a predicted model, not a curated record. Gene Ontology annotation, molecular function: protein binding. Lineage: Eukaryota; Metazoa; Arthropoda; Insecta; Diptera; Drosophilidae. The transcript has 2 exons. The coding region runs from base 37 to 993 and encodes 318 amino acids.
GCCAUACGGACUUUUGUUUACAUGAAAUUUUAAGUAAUGAGUUCGGAUGAUGAAAACGAGAAAUACAUUCAACAAAAACUAUAUCGCAGUAGGGGAAAAUGCGCCAUCUACGCGCGUCAAUCGGAUGUUUACUUGGAGUUGAAGCAUAAGCCUCCUAUCUGUGCUAGGCCUCCAGUUGCAAGCGGGGUGGAGAUAGAUAGCACACUAAAUAGCCCAGAUAUUGGACAUGAUGUUUGGUAUUUGAUAUCCAUGCACAUAGAUCCAGAGGAUGUGCAGACAUUUGCGCUCAUAUGUAAAGGCACCUCAAAACUGGUAAAUACGCGUGCGUUCUGGCGUAAUCUCUACAGACGGCACUGCUUGCAAGCAGACAAACAAAGCUGCAACUCGGAGCUACCUGCACAUUUGCAAUUAAAGCUAUCGGACAACUGUGAUACGAAGGCCUGGCGAGCGCUUGCUGUGGCGGCACUCUAUUAUUGCUAUAAACCGCUAAAGACAAGACUUGAGCUGGGCUACAGCAUGGACUGGCUACUGCAGCGCACCUUUGUUGCCUGCUCCCAGCGGCAUAUGCAGUAUGUGUGGCUUACGAGCUAUACAUUUCGGAAUAAUAAGCCUGGCUUAUUAGUGGAUGAAGAGCAGGACGAGCAAGUUGUAAAUAGUUGGGAGACACUAGCGGAUCACACAGACGCAGCACUAAAAUUAACUCCCCAGCAGAGCGCUAGUCCGUAUGAAGGCGUCAUCCUGUUGCUUAUCAUUAGUCGUCAGUUUACCCCACUGCCUCUACAGCUGGCGUAUGGCCAGCAACAGUCCCAUUUUCGCCUGAAGGCCACACGUGAGUUGCUGUGCACGGAUAUGCGCGCCAAGAACUUGGAGCUGGAUUUCAGCGAGCUUAAUCAAAGCUAUAACAACUUGAGUCUGACUGUAAAAUAUGCACGCAUAGAGACAUUUAAAGUGUUGCCCUGGUGGCAUCCCGAUUUUAAGAGGUUCCUUAAGUGAAUAAAAAAAUUUAUUAAUUAUUUACAGUGCUUAAGUUGUAUUUGAUAUGUUUGGUGUUGUAAUUGGAAUGCAUUCGGUGUUCUGUUAAGCAUUAUUUACUGUAGGCUUACACUAUUAAGAGCUGUUAUAUCGUAUGUCUACUGUAAAUUGUUAUCUUUGCUUUGUUCAAGUUGCUUGUAGGCCAACGAGUAGCCAAGAUGUUAUCUAUGUUCGUUGUAGUAUAACAAAUGU